CCGGGGGGCGGGCUUUCCUCAGACCACGCCCCCCGCAUACGCUAUUGGCGGAAUCCCUGGAGGAACUUUUGGCCUAGUUCCCCAGAGCCAGGCUUUCCAGGCCCCGCCUCCUCGCCGCGCUAUUGGUGGAGUCUGUUCCGGGAGGCGCGGCUUUCGCCUCAGGCCAUUCCUUCGCCGCGCUAUUGGCCCAAUCCGUCCUAGGGGGCGAGGCUUUCUGUCUCGGGACCCGCCCCUACUGGUGUUUUUGACGGAGCCUCUUCCGGUAGGCGCGGCCUUCCCCUCAGGCCCCGCCCCCGCCCCGCCAUAUAAGAGCGACGCAGCCGCGGGUCCUGCGCGGUCUUCGGGUCCUGCGGGCCGGCGUCUUCGCGGGCGCAGUUCGAACCUGCUGCGCUCCCGGACUCUCCGCGUUCCCUGUCGCGCGUUCGAGCCCCGGGUCGGCCUGCUUUGGGGUUCGCGCCCGUCAGCGCGAUGCUGUUCGACAAGGUGAAGGCCUUCGUGGUACAGCUGGACGGGCCGCGCGCGGGCACCGAGCCUGUGUUCCACGGAGGCCAGGCCGUGGCGGGCCGGGUGCUGCUGGAGCUGGCGGGCGCGGCGCGCGUGGGCGCGCUCAGGCUGCGCGCUCGGGGCCGCGCGCGCGCGCACUGGACGGAGUCGCGCAGCGCGGGCUCCAGCACGGCGUACACUCAGAGUUACAGCGAGCGCGUGGAAGUCGUGAACCACCGCGCCACGCUGCUCGCGCCAGACUCGGGGGACAUCGCCACGCUGCCCGCCGGACGCCACGAGUUUCCCUUCAGCUUCCAGCUGCCCGCCUCCCUGGUGACAUCCUUCGAGGGCAAGCAUGGCAGCGUCCGCUACUCCAUCAAAGCCACCCUGCACCGGCCCUGGGUCCCCGCGCGCCGCGCCCGGAAGGUGUUCACCGUCAUCGAGCCGGUGGACAUCAACACGCCCGCCCUGCUGGAGCCGCAGGCUGGCGCCCGGGAGAAGGUGGCCCGGUCCUGGUACUGCACCCGGGGCCUUGUAUCCCUCUCAGCCAAGAUCGACCGCAAGGGCUACACCCCAGGCGAGGUCAUCCCCAUCUUCGCGGAGAUUGGCAAUGGCUCCACCAGAGCUGUGCAGCCCCGCGCCGCCCUCGUGCAGACGCAGACCUUCAUGGCCCGAGGCGCACACAAGCAGAAGCGGGCUGUGGUGGCCAGUGUGGACGGGGAGCCCGUGGGCCCUGGUCACCGCGCGCUGUGGCCCGGCCGUGAGCUGCGCAUCCCGCCGGUGGGCCCGUCCAUCCUGCACUGCCGCGUGCUCAGUGUGGACUACUCGCUCAAGGUCUGCGUGGACAUCCCAGGCUCUUCGAAGCUGCUGCUGGAGCUGCCACUGGUGAUCGGCACUGUCCCCCUGCACCCCCUGGGCAGCCGCUCGGCCAGCGUGGGCAGCCGCUCCGCCAGCUUCCUGCAAAACUGGGGCCUGUGCGCCCGGAUGGAGCGGCCAGAGGCGCCCCCUGAGUACUCAGAGGUGGUGGGGGAGAGCCAGCCGCAAGCUGCCUCACGGGACCCCUUCCCCGGCCUGUGCGACCCGGGGGUGACCCUGGAAGGACCCUACUUUGCCUGUCUCCAGGAGUUCCGCUACUGCCCGCCUCCACUGUACUCUGAGGAUCCUAACCCACUCUCAGAGGCUGUGAGGCCGCGCUGCAUGACCUGCUGAUGUAUGAAUCGACACCUCGGUACCAGGUUCAAGAUUCUCCGGCCACUGCAGUUGGCAGUUGGUUUUGCAGAAAACAGUGAGGCGAGUGUCUUCUGACCUCGCACAGCACUGAGGAGCAGCACGUGACUUCUGUGGACUGGCUGUCCCCCGAGCCUUCCUGGUCUCUGCGAUUGACCAGUGCUAGAUUCCCUAGAGGACGGCAAUCUGGGAGAGGCGAAUCCAGGGGCAAAUACCAGAGGGGAGGCAGAAGGCUUCCAGGGGGCAUUUCAGCUGAGGCUUUGGCGUUUGAACAGAAGCUCGGCAAGCAGACAAGACAGAGGAGAUGGUUGGAGCACAGAGCACCCACCGCCUCCAUCUUAGGGUGGGGAGCCCAGGUGUGCAGGUCUUAAACGUGACCACACCAAGGUGAGCAGGACAGACGGCCCAGGGACAGACAUGUAAGGGAAGUCAGUGAGGGUCCAGGGGCUCCGGCUUUUGAGGACUGGUGAGUCCAGCACUGUGUGUGUGAUGUGCCACUGAGGCUCAAGCUUUGCUCAGGGUCCGGAUCCAGACAUGGUGGCCUGGUGGGACCAAAGGGAGACGGGAGCUAGGCAAGCCCCGCAUCACAGCCUGCCGGGGAUCUGCCAUUCUCGUGUCUGAAGAAUCCACCACCUUUUGUACAUUACAGAUGAGCAUAUAAAAGUGGGAGAGACUGAGUCUAUUUU
Onychomys torridus (southern grasshopper mouse) is the source of this 2396-nucleotide messenger RNA. It is a transcript of the gene Arrdc2, whose product is annotated as arrestin domain containing 2. The transcript has 8 exons. The coding region runs from base 469 to 1692 and encodes 407 amino acids. Gene Ontology annotation, cellular component: plasma membrane; cytoplasm. The record is from RefSeq and is a predicted model, not a curated record. Gene Ontology annotation, biological process: protein transport. Lineage: Eukaryota; Metazoa; Chordata; Mammalia; Rodentia; Cricetidae.